AUGGAUAUGUCUGCCUCACCGCACGCACUUUAUUGUCGUGCCGGGCAGAUACUAGACGCCGUCGAACUGGCUAGAAUUAUUGUCUAUGGCUUUGAGCCUGGAGAUGCGCUUAUUGAUGAGUGUUUUUACUAUCCCGCUGAGUGGGAUACAAAUGAUACGGUGCUCAUGGAGGACCUCCGAAAAUUCAAACGGGAUGGCUUUAAGCGGCUCGUUGAAUCCGAAAUCCGGGCCGCGCGAGAUACGGACUUUAAAUCGAAGAAGAAAAUGGAAGAAGAACUGACGCAGGUGCAGGAGAAGUUGAAGGGUCUCAAAUCUCGUCGUGAAGCCUACAAGCUUCGCUACAAAGCUAAGGGAAUUCGUGCUCAGUCAACCGAUCAUCUCGAAGAAUGUACUAAGGAUAAGGACAAAUGCUGCGAAAUUAGAGAGUUUCACCAGAGGCUUGUCGACUGGGAAACUGAAGAAACAAGAUUAGCUAACAGCGCUGAUCUGCUUCGGACGGAAAUCGCCGGACUGGGUCUUGACAUCGCUAACAGAGCAUAUAUACUGCGCGUGAUGCGAGAAAUCUAA
Fusarium proliferatum ET1 is the source of this 567-nucleotide messenger RNA. RefSeq lists its product as uncharacterized. The transcript is spliced from 2 exons. Lineage: Eukaryota; Fungi; Ascomycota; Sordariomycetes; Hypocreales; Nectriaceae. The record is from RefSeq and is a predicted model, not a curated record. Bases 1 to 567 code for a protein of 188 amino acids.